Ceratosolen solmsi marchali is the source of this 2434-nucleotide messenger RNA. Its product is annotated as protein HID1. The record is from RefSeq and is a predicted model, not a curated record. Lineage: Eukaryota; Metazoa; Arthropoda; Insecta; Hymenoptera; Agaonidae. Gene Ontology annotation, cellular component: membrane; Golgi medial cisterna; Golgi trans cisterna. Bases 41 to 2398 code for a protein of 785 amino acids. The transcript is spliced from 11 exons.
AUUGUUAAUGUAUAAUCAUUAAAAUUUUAAUUAAAAGAAUAUGGGAAAUGUAGAUACUAAACUUAAUUUUCGAAAAGCUGUUGUACAGUUAACAUCUAAAACGCAAGUAAUAGAUGUAUCUGAUGAUAUCUUUUGGGAUCAAUUUUGGUCAGAAAAUGUUUGCAACAUACAAGAUAUUUUUACUUUGAUACCAGCUUCAGAAAUUCGUAUUCUACGGGAAGAUGCUCCUUCAAAUCUUGCUACAUUUUGUUAUAAAGCAGUGGAAAAGCUAGUUAAAGCAGUUGAUAGUAGUUGCAGAACACAAAAUGAACAACAAACAGUUUUAAAUUGUUGUCGAUUGUUGAUAAGACUUUUGCCUUAUAUUUUUGAGGAUUCAGAUUGGAAAGGAUUUUUUUGGUCUAGUUUGCCUGGAAAAGAAAAUCAAGACAAUAUCCCUCUAGCACAUUCUUUAUUAAAUGCAAUAUGUGAUUUAUUGUUCUGUCCAGAUUUUACUGUAGUUACAAAUAAAAAACCUGGUCCAGAUAAAGCAGAGGAAUUGCAAUCUAUAGAUAGUUGUGAAUAUAUUUGGGAAGCUGGUGUAGGUUUUGCACAGUCGCAACCUAGACAUCCUGUUUUAGAUUCUAACAGAACAGAAUUAUUAAAAUUACUAUUAACAUGCUUUAGUGAAACAAUGUAUAACUCUUCUACUAAUCUUUCAGUUACACCGAAUAAGUGGAUUCAAUAUUUAACUAGUUCAGAAAAUAGACAUGCCUUACCGAUGUUUACUUCACUAUUAAAUACAGUAUGUGCAUACGAUCCUGUAGGCUUUGGAGUUCCAUAUAAUCAUUUGUUAUUCACUGAUUCUUUAGAACCCUUAGUUGAUGUAGCUUUACAAAUACUGAUUGUAACAUUAGAUCAUGAUACAAAUAGUGGGGUAAAUGAAGAUGAAGUUGUAGUUGGAGAUAAUCUCUUUAUUAAUUAUUUAAGUCGUAUACACCGAGAUGAAGAUUUUCAGUUUGUUUUAAAAGGUAUUACAAGAUUAUUAAACAAUCCAUUAAUGCAAACUUAUUUACCAAACUCUACAAAAAAGGUGCAUUUUCAUCAGGAAUUGCUUGUAUUCUUUUGGAAAUUAUGUGAUUAUAAUAAAAAAUUUUUAUAUUUUGUAUUAAAAAGUUCAGAUGUAUUGGAAGUUCUAGUUCCAAUAUUAUACCACUUAAAUGAUUCCAGAGCUGAUCAAUGUAGUUGGUAUUUUAUUGACAUAAUAGCAAGAGUUGGUUUAAUGCACAUUGGAGUAUUUAUUCUUCUUUUAUUAAGUGGAGAACGUAAUUUUGGUGUCAGAUUAAAUAAGCCGUAUACUGCAACAGUACCAAUGGAUAUCCCAGUAUUUACAGGUACACACGCAGAUCUUCUAGUUACAGUUUUUCAUAAGAUUAUUACAACAGGUCACCAAAGGUUGCAACCUCUUUUUGAUUGUUUAUUAACCAUUCUAGUCAAUGUUUCACCAUAUUUAAAAACAUUAUCAAUGGUUGCUAGUACUAAACUUCUGCAUUUAUUGGAAGCUUUCAGUACUUCAUGGUUUUUAUUUUCUGCUCCAACAAACCAUCAUUUAGUGUUUUUUUUGCUUGAAAUAUUUAAUAAUAUAAUUCAAUAUCAGUUUGAUGGUAAUAGUAAUUUAGUUUAUACAAUUAUUAGAAAAAGACAAGUUUUUCACACUUUGGCUAAUUUGCCAAGUGAUUGUAAUACCAUCACAAAAUCUCUUAAUAAAAGACAGAAAAAACAUAUGCCAUCCAAUAGAUUGAAUGAAAAUGUAAAUGAGACUACAAUGGAAGGUUCACAUCCAGCACAGCCUGCAGAACCUGGUACUCUUAAAGCAUCGUUACUUGAUAUCCCUGAUAUUGAAAAUAUGACAGAAAAAGAAUCUGCUCAUCCAUUAAGUUCUCCUGAUGUGGAUGUGAAUAAAACGAUUACGAAAUUAGAAGUUGUUUCUAAUGAUCAACGUUCUCAAACAAAGCUUGAAUCUAUUGUACCGAAAGGGGGAAUUCGCAUAGCUGAACAUUCAAACUAUAUAAAUAUCAUAGAUCAUUGGAUACCUUCAGCUGAGUGGGUAUAUCAAUGGAAAAGUAAACUGCCUUUACAAACUAUUAUGCGAUUACUACAAGUUUUAGUACCUCAAGUAGAAAAAAUUUGUAUUGAUAAGGGAUUAACAGAUGAAAGUGAAAUUUUGAAAUUUUUACAACAUGGGACACUUGUAGGACUAUUACCUGUACCGCAUCCUAUACUCAUUCGCAGAUAUCAAGCAAAUACUGGCACAACAGCAUGGUUUAGAACUUAUAUGUGGGGUGUUAUUUAUCUACGAAACAUUGAACCACCUAUUUGGUAUGCUACGGACGUUAAACUUUUUGAAAUUCAAAGAGUUUAAAGAUAUUUUGACCUAAUCCUUUUUUAAUCAUUAAUA